UAGGAAGCUCGGCCUUUGUGACGCUCGCUCGUGCGGACCGUUCAGAUACAAUGGGCCGAAUUUCCCUCUGAAACUUCUCAGAGCUCUCAGCCACAGCCUGCGGCUAGAGGUAUAAACAUAACAGUUGGUCGAUAUAUCGCACUAUUACAGAACUACGGUUAUACAUGUUUAAAGGAUAGUCCCCUCAAACUUCAGCCUUGUUUUGUAUCGUUGAAUUAUUUUGAUACUCCUGUUUUUUUACCCCUUGUUUGUCUGUGUAAUGAACGAUAGAAAGCAUUUGGCGACACGAUGAAAACGGAAAUCUCGACAGCUGCGAAUUUUGUCACUAGCUUGCUGAGGACAGCUGGGCUCCUGACUGAAGAGCAGCUUCAGCACUUCAGCCUCUCACUGGAGGGAGCCCUGCUCGGGCACUAUCAGCACCACUGGUUUCCUCAGGCCCCUUGUCGAGGGUCUGGCUACAGAUGCCUCCGCAUCAACCACAAAAUGGACCCUUUGAUAGGCAGAGCUGCCUGUGCUAUUGGACUGUCACGAGAACAGCUUUUCGCUUUGCUUCCGAGAGAGCUUACGCUGUGGGUGGACCCCUAUGAAGUGUCAUAUCGGAUAGGAGAAGACGGUUCCACUUGUGUUCUGUACGAGUCCUCAGUAUCUCAGCCUAGGACUGCCAGCUCAACAGAUAAAGGACCCAGUUGCAAAGGGGCACUGAGAACUGGACAGUCAAGCCCUUCCAAGCAGUUUAAAAUGAUGACUGCCUCGGGCUGAUCAGUUAGAUUUUGUACUGGAGACCCUCACUUUGCUGUAAAUUCUACCCUUCUUUAAAACAUUAAAACACUUUAAAGUCUGA
Messenger RNA from Pygocentrus nattereri (red-bellied piranha), 841 nucleotides. RefSeq names its product protein BTG1-like. The record is from RefSeq and is a predicted model, not a curated record. NCBI's taxonomy places the organism in Eukaryota, Metazoa, Chordata, Actinopteri, Characiformes, Serrasalmidae. Gene Ontology annotation, cellular component: nucleus; cytoplasm. Bases 289 to 759 code for a protein of 156 amino acids. The transcript is spliced from 3 exons. Gene Ontology annotation, biological process: negative regulation of cell population proliferation; negative regulation of mitotic cell cycle.